This is a messenger RNA of Lolium rigidum, 3418 nucleotides long. RefSeq names its product tRNA wybutosine-synthesizing protein 2/3/4. The record is from RefSeq and is a predicted model, not a curated record. Gene Ontology annotation, molecular function: tRNA methyltransferase activity; protein binding. The transcript is spliced from 11 exons. Gene Ontology annotation, cellular component: cytoplasm. The coding region runs from base 21 to 3287 and encodes 1088 amino acids. Gene Ontology annotation, biological process: tRNA methylation. NCBI's taxonomy places the organism in Eukaryota, Viridiplantae, Streptophyta, Magnoliopsida, Poales, Poaceae.
CACCUCAUCGUAGCUUCACCAUGGACUUCGCUCGCCGGAAAGCGGCGGCGCUGGCCGCGCUCUCCUCGCCGGCGCCAGACAAGUCCCCAAAGGGCGGAGUAGACGCCCCCAUCGCCCAGCUUCUCGAUGCUCUCAACUCCCACGCGGACCUCUUCACCACCUCCUCCUGCUCCGGUCGCAUCUCAGUCCUCGCGCAGCCCACGCCCAAGCCCCACACGAGCGACCCCAAGCCUAAGAAGAAGGCCCGGGGCGGCGGGUGGGUGUACAUCUCGCACGACCCCGCGGACCCGGACGCCGUCGUGGAGCUCCUGUUCAGCGGGACUGGAGGCGGAGAGAAGGGUGCAGGGGAUGAGCUGGUGUUCAGGUUCGAGCCGAUGAUCGUGGCGGUGGAGUGCAGGGAUGUUUCGGCGGCAGCGUCGCUCGUCGCCGCCGCAAUCCAUGCGGGGUUCCGGGAGUCAGGUAUCACAAGCUUGCAAAGACGUGCGAUGGUAGCAAUAAGGUCUUCAAUUCGCAUGGAGGUGCCUCUUGGGCUGACUGAUGAGCUUGUAGUUUCUCCGGAGUACAUCCGGUACCUUGUUAGCAUCGCCAACUGUAAAAUGGAGGCAAAUAAGAAGCGAAUGGAUGGAUUUCUGGAUCUUUUGCAGUCUAAGGGUCUGCCAGGUAUACCCAGGUUGCAAGAUGAUCAUACUAAAGAAGAUGAUCGUUGCUUGGGCCCGGAAGUUAAGUUGCCACUCAGUCAGAGUGUACAGACACGUGAUGAUCUGUUAACAGAAAAGAGAAGCGGUGUCUAUAAUUGUGACGUUGGUGACAAAAGUGAUGGUGAAUUUGGUGAGAAUUCAAUAGAAGGAUCAUAUUUUGAAAAUCGAAACCCUGUACGCAACAACGGUGCCAAGCAUGGUUUUGGUAAUGCUGAACGAUUAAUGCAGGAGGAAAAACUGUCAGCAUCAUCGGGAAAUAAAAGUAGCCAUCUUUUUGUUACCGAGUUGAAGACUAGUGGUGAACCGAUUGAGAAACUCUUCUUAUGGGGCCAAUCUGCUUGUGCCUUAACUGUUGGUGGAGAGCAUUGCAUCCUAACUUUUGGUGGUUUUGGAGGACCAGGAAGGCAUUCAAGAAGAAAUUACUCCCUUUUGCUUGAUCCAAAAUCUGGUUUGUUGACGGAAAUAAUCGUUAAAGAUACACCUUCACCACGGUUGGGUCAUACAAUUACUGCAGUAGGCAAUCAUAUUUAUGCUAUUGGAGGUAGGGCUGGUCCUUCAGAAAUUCUUGAUGAUGUUUGGGUUUUGCAAAGCACGGAGAAUAGAUGGUCAAGAGUAGAGUGCAGUGGAAAUAUUUUCCAGCCAAGGCACCGACAUGCUGCUGUUGCUGCAGCCUUGAAAAUAUAUGUUUUUGGUGGACUCAGUAAUGAAGGCAUAUAUUCUUGUAUGAAUAUAUUGGACACAGAAAGCAUGCAGUGGGAUGUGAUUCCUGCUGCUAGUGAAUGGCCAUGUGCUCGCCAUUCACAUUCUCUGGUGUCCUAUGGGUCAAAACUGUUCAUGUUUGGUGGUCAUGAUGGUCAGCGGGCACUGGAUGACUUCUAUAGUUUUGAUGUAACAACACUCAGGUGGAACAAAGAAAUCACCAGUGGAAGAACUCCAUCUCCCAGAUUUUCACAUUGCAUGUUCAUCCAUAAACACUACCUCGGGAUACUUGGCGGUUGCCCUAUUAGAGAAAACAACCAGGAAGUUGCAUUGCUAAACUUAAAGCAUAGUGUCUGGUUACAUGUCUCCAUUCCAUCUCUUGGUCAUUGCCUCUGUGUCCGUAGCUCACCUAUUGUCAUUGAUGAUGAUCUUGUUGUUAUUGGCGGCGGUGCAUCUUGCUAUGCAUUUGGAACAAAAUUUAGUCAACCAGUAAAAAUUGAUCUUCAUUUGGUGGAAUCGAUAUUUAACCUUGCUUACAAGAAAGAUGACAUGGUUACACAAAGUUGUGAUGCGUUAUCUACCCUGGAUAUACAAGAACGUGACCAAAAUGGCACCUUUGCUGGUCAUAAUGCAAAGCCAAAAGUUGAUACCGCCACUAAUGGUUUUGCUGAUUCAGAUUUUCUGGUUUUCCAAUUGGAGAAGAAGUAUGCCAAAUUAGGGAAGGAUAUUCUAAAAAAGUUUGGAUGGUUGGACCUUGCUAGAAAAGUUCGAGUCAGCCACGAUAAUGUCAAUAUUCUUUUUCCAGUUAGUAGAACCUUUCAUGCCCUAAUCACUGAUCAGUAUUCCAAGACACUUGAUGAUAACUCAUGUAUCUCUGAAGAGCUAUUGGGGUGUCCGGAAAAGAAGCUUGUAGGCGCUAACAUUACUCUUCAUAAAGCAUUGGAAAUAUUGUCAUCUUGCCAUGGUUCCUUUUUGAAAGAUGAACUAGCUCUCAGCCGAAAAGCUUCUAAAUCUCCUCCUCAAACCAUCAUGAGAGAACUUGUAUCUCUUCUACUGGAAAGAAAAGGAAUGCCCUCUCAGUUGCUAGAGCAGCUGCCAACUAGGUGGGAAACCCUAGGUGAUAUCACUGUGCUUCCAAAGACUUGUUUUAAGGACCCACUGUGGGAAUCCAUUGGAGCAGAACUUUGGCACCUAAUUGCCAAGUCACUCGGGGCACAACGUCUUGCUCGCCAAGGAAAAAUCAUGCCAAAUGGCACAAGAGAUAGCACAUUAGAACUUCUUGUCGGUGACAAUGGGUGGGUGACCCAUUAUGAAAAUGGCAUCUCUUAUUCACUUGAUGCAACAAAAUGCAUGUUUUCUUCUGGUAAUCGCUCUGAGAAGCUUCGCAUGGGACAGCUUGAUUGUAGAGAUGAAGUGGUUGUGGACUUGUUUUCUGGAAUCGGAUACUUUGUGCUCCCAUUUCUUGUGAAGGCUCAUGCCAAGUUAGUUUAUGCAUGCGAAUGGAAUCCACAUGCCCUGGAGGCUCUUAACCGGAACGUGAUGGACAACCAUGUAGCAGAUCGCUGUGUUAUACUUGAAGGAGACAACCGUCUGACAGCACCAAAAGGAGUUGCUGACCGUGUUUGUCUCGGGCUGAUACCCUCCAGUGAAUGUAGCUGGGCUACUGCUGUUAGGGCUUUAAGGGUUGAUGGAGGCAUACUGCAUAUACAUGGGAAUGUCAAUGACACGGACGAGGCACGCUGGUUGGACAAUGUUGUUGAAUCCAUCAGUAGUAUCGCCACAACUCAUGGACUAUCUUGGAAAGUCUCUCUGGACCAUGUUGAACGCGUCAAAUGGUAUGGGCCGCACAUUCGACAUGUCGUAGUCGAUAUCAGAUGCCGGCCAAACUGACAAAGCAAAAAAAAUGCUGAAGAAGAUCAUUCUGUGCUUGCGGAUUCUGGAUUGUAUGAAAGGCAGUACUGCUAUAUCCUUUUGGUGGCUCGCCCUGCUGUUCUCAAGGGAGGAGAACAGAACAAUGACAG